AUGCCGUCAAGCCCGCCCCUUCGAUGGGGAGCCCUCCUCUCGGUCGCAACAGCCAUAGUAUUCGCCUUUGUGCUGAACGCUCACCAGGGCCCCUCGGGACCCGGGUCCGGCGACGCCGCUGUCUACUGCUACGCGGGAGUCAGGACGCUCGACCGCAACCGGCCUGCCGCCAACUGCUUCUCCGUCGCCAACGGCGUCUUCACGCGAGUGUGGAGGGAUGCGGCCAUCGCACACGACGACGCCAGGUCCAGCGACGCCAGGUCCAACGACGGAGAGCAUCCCACGCAGCACGACGGCCAUGUCAUUCCCGGCCUGUGGGACGGCCACGGGCAUUUGAUGGCCUGGGGCGAGUUUCUGCACUCGGUGGACCUGUUUGACGCCCAGGACUUGAGCGAGGUCAGGAAGCGACUUGCAUCGUACCUGAAGGACAACCCGGAUGCCGGCAAGAAGGACAAUUGGCUGCGCGGAGCAGGCUGGGAUCAGGACCUGUACGGACGCAUGCCCACGGCUGGAGACUUGGAGCUAGACCCGGCCCUCAAGGGCGCCCACGUCAUGCUCGAUCGCAACGACGGCCACUGCAUCUGGGUCUCCAAAGCCGUUCUCGACAUGCUGCCCGGCAACAUGACCGACGUGCCCGGCGGCCAAAUCAUCCGGGACCCCGGCCCCGGCGUCUUCUGCGACGCCGCCAUGGGCCCCGUCACGGACCUUUGGCCCCCGGCCACGAAAAAGACCAGGACGACCUUUGUCCGCGACGCAAUGAGGGACCUGAACCGCGUCGGCCUGGUCGGGGUCCACGAUGCCAGCACCCCGCCCGCCGAGGUCCAGCUGUACAGCGAGCUAGCCGACACGGACGACUGGACGGUCCGCGUCUACGGCAUGCUCGAGUGCAGCGAUCAAAACCAGUACUGCCCCGGCAGCGCGACCAAGAUCGCGAGGGACGACGGGCGGUUCUGGGUCCAAAGCGUCAAGCUGUUUGCGGACGGCGCCCUCGGCUCCUGGGGCUCUGCCCUGCUCGAGCCCUACGCCGACCGCAAAGACAAGACCGGCACCCUGCUCAUCAACGCCACCGCCCUGACCGACCUCGCCAAGCUCUGGGCCCAGGCCGGCUUCCAGGUCAACGUGCACGCCAUCGGAGACCGCGCCAACCGCCAAGUCGUCGACGCCUUCGUCGCCGCCCUCCGGCACGUCUGCCCCGGCGCGACCACCGACCGCGGCCUGCGCGCCUGCCAGGCCCGCCGCCGCUUCCGCAUCGAGCACGCCCAGAUCGUCCACCCGGACGACCAGGCCCGCAUGCACCGCGUCGGCCUCAUCCCCUCCCUCCAGCCCACCCACGCCACCGACGACAUGAGGUUCGCCCUGGCCAGGCUCGGCGCCCGGCGCACCCGCCACUCGGCCUACCGCAUGCGCUCCUACCUCGACCUCCUGCCCAUCCUGGGCAGCGACUUCCCCGUCGAGCCGCCCAACCCCCUGCACGGCAUCUACGCCGCCGUCACCAGGAAGAGCCCCCGCACGGGGCUGGGCCUCGCAAACUCCACCCUGGGCUGGCACGCCGACGAGGCCCUGACCCUCGACCAGGCCGUGUGGGGCUUCACCGGCGCCCCCGCCCGCGGCGCCUUCCUGGAGCACCGGGCCGGCGUCAUCAAGCCCGGCGCGUUUGCCGACUGGCUCGUGCUGGACGAGCCGCUGGAGCGCGUGGACAUUGAGGACCUGCGGACUCUGACGGUGCGCGAGACGUGGGUCGCUGGCAAGAGAGUCUACAGCAGGCGGCGCCAGGAGGAGGAGGAGGAGAAGAGGAAGAAGGCUGCGCGGCAGCCUUGA
Ustilaginoidea virens is the source of this 1818-nucleotide messenger RNA. RefSeq lists its product as uncharacterized. The transcript has 3 exons. The record is from RefSeq and is a predicted model, not a curated record. Gene Ontology annotation, molecular function: hydrolase activity, acting on carbon-nitrogen (but not peptide) bonds. Bases 1 to 1818 code for a protein of 605 amino acids. NCBI's taxonomy places the organism in Eukaryota, Fungi, Ascomycota, Sordariomycetes, Hypocreales, Clavicipitaceae.